Messenger RNA from Rhipicephalus sanguineus (brown dog tick), 772 nucleotides. RefSeq names its product amelogenin, X isoform-like. The transcript is spliced from 3 exons. The coding region runs from base 277 to 603 and encodes 108 amino acids. The record is from RefSeq and is a predicted model, not a curated record. Lineage: Eukaryota; Metazoa; Arthropoda; Arachnida; Ixodida; Ixodidae.
AUUAAAACAGGAAACUAUAUGUAUAGAAAAUUAAAGUUCUGCUCCCGGCACUUUUUGAUAUGCAGACUGGACAAUAUUAUGUUAAAAAAUUAUAACUGCAGUUGUUCUAGAUAGCGAGACAUCACAUCGAUAAACUUAAGUCACAAAAGAAAAAAAAAUUUGAUUUACCUUGAACACGUACAUCACAUAAAACUAAAAUGCAGAUGAAAUGCUCAUCUUUAUAAUAAUUCAACUAAUAGCUGUAGAUUUCAAUAGUCCAAUAAAGAUUUUUCUUUAAUGAUUUUUUUGUGUCUACAAUCUAUGUCACCCCUUAAGUCGCAGGUUCCUGAGCCACUCCAGCCAUUGCAGCCACUGCAGCCAGUUGAGCCGCCCUCGCCGCAGCCGAUCGAGCCAUCGCCAUCACCACUACUGGAGCCUUCGCCACAGCCAUGCCCACUGAUGCCACCCACACAGCAUCCUGACACUGGUGCAAAUGCUUCCCAGCAAGUUACCAGCCAGGAUGCAGGUGUGAGUGCGCAGCUGCCGCUUCCACUGUUGGCCCUCGUGAAUGAUGAGGUCCACCUGGGAAGCGGCGUUUUUGUUAAACAGGAGCAGUGGGCAUAGCUGCUGUCGCGGCCGAAGGACUCGCUGUUCUGUAAGGAGGCCACGAAGCUCCUGUGGGGUAUCCCUAACCUUAGAAACAGGAGCCUCACAAGAGCACCUUGCCGGCACUUCGUGCGCCAAAAAGACUAGCAGGCGCCACCGAGGAGGGCCCUGACACCACGAAAGCUGC